Messenger RNA from Fusarium tjaetaba, 1218 nucleotides. RefSeq names its product 4-hydroxybenzoate hexaprenyltransferase. Gene Ontology annotation, biological process: ubiquinone biosynthetic process. Gene Ontology annotation, molecular function: 4-hydroxybenzoate polyprenyltransferase activity. The coding region runs from base 1 to 1218 and encodes 405 amino acids. NCBI's taxonomy places the organism in Eukaryota, Fungi, Ascomycota, Sordariomycetes, Hypocreales, Nectriaceae. Gene Ontology annotation, cellular component: mitochondrial inner membrane. The transcript has a single exon. The record is from RefSeq and is a predicted model, not a curated record.
AUGAGAUUAAGUGCGCUCCCCCGGGCUUCGGUCUGGGCUCAAUGUCGAGGAAUCUCAGAUCGUGCUCUGAAAGUACCAAGACAACUACAGACACGGCCUUCGCUCAUUCGUGCUUUCAAGGGCUUGAGGCAACCAUGGCAUAAUAAUCAGCGAGUAGUUGGGUUUCACGAGGCCAAACCUCGACCUUUGCCCCUGGCCACCCAGGAUUUGGACUCACCAUCAGCUCCGACGGCACCAUCACCCUACAAACCACCUGAGACAGGACUGUUGUCGAAACUCCCAGCCUCAUGGGUUCCUUAUGCUGAGCUGAUUCGACUUGACAAGCCUGCUGGAACCUAUUAUCUAUUCUUCCCAUGUCUGUUUUCUACUCUCAUGGCUGCCCCAAUGGCUAUGCCAAUGGCGACUCCAGGCUCUGUAAUUGGAACAUCACUCCUUUUCUUCUCUGGAGCUCUCAUCAUGAGAGGUGCUGGAUGUACUAUCAAUGAUCUAUGGGACCGCAACCUCGAUCCUCAUGUCUCAAGAACUCGACUCAGACCGAUUGCUCGUGGUGCGAUCACACCGUUCAAGGGUCUUGUCUACACUGGGGUUCAGCUGUUUGCCGGACUUGGGAUAUUGCUCCAAUUUCCCUUGCCUUGCCUCUUUUACGGCGUCCCCAGCUUGCUCCUGGUAGCCAGCUAUCCUUUGGCCAAGAGAGUUACUUAUUACCCUCAAGCAGUUCUCGGCCUCACCUUCUCGUGGGGCGCUAUUAUGGGUUUCCCGGCUCUUGGAAUCGACCUGCUGUCACAUACCCCAGCCUUGACUGCUGCAGCCUGCCUAUAUGCUUCAAAUAUUGCAUGGACAAUAUUAUACGACAUGAUCUAUGCUCAUAUGGACAUUAAGGACGACGUGAAGGCUGGAAUCAAGAGUAUUGCACUGAAGCAUGAUGCUGAGACAAAGCAGGUGCUGACUGGCUUGGCUGCUGUACAGAUCUCUCUUUUGGCUGCGGCCGGAUUUGCAGCCGGUGCUGGUCCGGCGUUCUUUGUUGGGAGCUGUGGAGGAGCUAUGGUCACGCUUGGUAUUAUGAUCAAGCGAGUCAAUCUCAAAGUUGUCAAGGAUUGUUGGUGGUGGUUCAUCAACGGGUGCUGGAUCACCGGUGGCGUGAUCAGCCUGGGCCUAGCCGCGGACUACACUCUCAGAUAUGUCCAGGGACCUGAGGACGACACCAAGUCAGAAAACUGA